AUGAAGGCAGCUUGUGUUUUUUUGGUGGCAAUAGUGUUGAUAACAUCUUUAGCGACGACUACUGCCGUGGCGGAUGGGAUCAAGUCGUCGCCGAGGGUGAUAACGUGCCGGCGCGGGGAGCUGCCGACGAAGCUGGCGAUGUUGUGUUGGAAGGCGAUCUUCGAGGUGCCCUUCUGCGUCUUCGAGAUAGUUAAAGUGUACGAAGGUGGGUCGGUGUUCGACAUCGGGAAGCCUUGUUGCCGGGCGUUCGUCGACCUCUCCGACGACUGCAGGAUCGAGGUGUUCCAGCACUCCAAGUUUUUCCCCGUCAUUGAGGGAUUCUGUAAAGCCGUUAUUGGCGCCGGACCUAUCGGCGGCGGUGGCGUCGUCCGAGCUCCGCCUCCACAUCAUCAUCAUCAUUAA
Linum tenue is the source of this 402-nucleotide messenger RNA. NCBI's taxonomy places the organism in Eukaryota, Viridiplantae, Streptophyta, Magnoliopsida, Malpighiales, Linaceae. The record is from the annotation of a GenBank genome assembly.